This is a messenger RNA of Anoplophora glabripennis (Asian longhorned beetle), 2551 nucleotides long. Its product is annotated as zwei Ig domain protein zig-8-like. Gene Ontology annotation, biological process: synapse organization. The transcript has 7 exons. The coding region runs from base 330 to 1340 and encodes 336 amino acids. The record is from RefSeq and is a predicted model, not a curated record. Gene Ontology annotation, cellular component: neuron projection membrane. Lineage: Eukaryota; Metazoa; Arthropoda; Insecta; Coleoptera; Cerambycidae.
UGACGCUGCUCUGUGUUUCUCACGUCCGUAGAGGCUUUGAUGUUAAGUUAUAAAUAUGUUAUAUCCUUAUGAAAUCCACGUAAAAUGCUUACGAUGUAUAAUACAUGCAUGUGUACCGAAUUUAAUGGUUAAAAGUAUUGGAUUCUAAUAAUGUACCGAAAAAUAUAACUAGAAUCAACAUUUGUCACUUGAAAUUGUAGUGUUCUACUAAAUUAGGCGUGGUAAAAAUAAAUUAGUGCUUCUGCUAAGAACUAAUUUGUACUAUUUGUUAAAUAGUGACGGUAAUCGUAUGUGAUAUUUUUGUAUUACACCAGGAAAGGUAAACAACAAUGUGGUAUCAAUCAUUAUCUGGAUUUAUGACCAUUACAGUGCUUUUCAGUAACACAGGUUUGCUUAUUGUAAAGGGCGGUAUGGCGAGUUCGGCUAAUGGAAUGAAUGCACUUCCAGAAAGCGAAACUCUUCCUCCUGUAGGGUCCGCCAACUUCCAAAGUCGUUUCGAACCUUAUUUCGACACGAUGACGCCACGCAACGUCACUGCUCUUGUUGGAAAAUCAGCCUAUUUAGGCUGCAGAGUACGCAACUUGGGAAACAAGACUGUGUCCUGGAUACGGCACCGGGAUAUACAUAUUCUGACGGUUGGAAGCUACACUUACACUAGCGAUCAGCGUUUCCAAGCCACUCAUCAUUCCGAAACAGAUGAAUGGAUACUUCAAAUAAAGUGGGCUCAAAAGAGAGACGCAGGAAUAUACGAGUGCCAAAUUAGCACCCAACCUGUGCGCAGUUAUUUCGUCAGCCUUACCGUUGUCGACGCGAUAGCGGCAGAUGAACCUUCUAGAGACGAGGGCAACGAUAAAUGUAACUGUAUUUGUCCUCCGACGAAAAACCAACACCCUAAUGCAGUACCCACAGCACAAAUUCUUGGAGGUCCCGAUCUCCACGUAGACAAGGGAAGUACAAUUAAUCUAACUUGCUCUAUAAGAUACAGUCCAGAGCCGCCGGCUUACAUCUUUUGGUAUCAUCACGAUGACGUCAUAAGCUACGAUUCGAAUCGCGGUGGUGUAAGCGUCAUAACCGAAAAAGGUGACGUGACGACCAGCUUUCUUUUAAUUCAGCACGCUGAUAUAUCUGAUUCCGGAAAAUAUUCCUGUAGUCCUUCCAAUGCAGAUGUCGCAAGUGUCAGAGUGCAUGUGUUAAAUGGCGAAAGACCCGCAGCUAUGCAAACUGGAUCAGCUGCCUUGUCUAACAGCUCACUAAAUAUUUUAGGUUUAAUCACCAUGUCAUAUAUUUAUACCAUGUGUUAUUUUAGUAACCUAUACCUGAGGGUUUGGUCGAACAGGUAGCUAUUCGAAUAACCGUCUUCUACGAGUUAUAGACAUGCAUAGAUAUUUUCUAUAGAAGUAUAACUUGUUUUUUUUUUUAAUAUACCGUUAUAGAUUAUAUCGAUCUGUAAAUAAAUAUUAUACAGGCUGACGCUAGAUGUAUGUAUACUGAUUUUCAACAUUGGUUAUAACUGAAAGAACACAUAGGUUUUUGCUUCAUGAGAAAUUUAAUCGCGUACAGCUGCGUCACCCUGUAUAUACCGUGUCCCAGAAAAACUAAAUGAAACAAAUGAAAAAAAAAUACUUUACAAAAAAAUACGUGCGGAGAACAGACUCGCUUAAUGUAAAACUUUUCCAGUCUGUACAGGAUUUCGAAAACUUCCACUCAAAAAAAUAUGAAAAUAUUCCGCACUCGGUGGGUAUUAAUAACCCACAGCUGAAAAGGAAUGCAAAAUCCCGGACAGCCGUGAUGCCACGUUUUCAUAUUUUUUUUUAAUUGAAGCAAAUUCAAUUAUUAUAAUAUGAAGAGACAGUUUAUCGCAAAACUUAUGUAUGUAUGUAUACAAUGUACCUUAAAUUACUCCCUCUCCCGUAAUAAUAAGGUUGUAGUAGUUUGAAAAAUGUACCGCCAAAUGGAGAAAUUUGCAGAAUUAAAUUACAACGCCUACUAUGACAAGACGUGUGACAAAAACUGUAAAAAAAUAGGCAAUUCAGCAUAAAAUUUACAUAAGUUAAUUCAGGCUAUUAACAGAAGCACUGAGAUAAUUAAAUAAAUAAAUAAAUGAUGACUUUUUACUAUAUUUACCCUGUAUAUGUGAGAUAUUUGUACAUAGAAACUGAGUUUUAAAGAUAGAAGUUGUGUAUAUUAUAAAUAAAAUAAUUUUUAAUGUAUUAUCUGAAUAUUCAUAGGAUAAUAACUUUUUGACUUUAUUCGGAAAAUAUAACACGAUUAUUACACUAAAAUUUAAAAACAUUACGAUUUCUUUCGACUCUGUAAAUCAAACUGUAGAUUUAAAUAAUGUUCCACUAUAAACUAUUAUUUGUAUAGUAGAGAUAUAUUUGAAUUGUUGAAAUUUUUGUAAAUUACAGAGCUGGUUAUGUACCCUCAUUUAGGAUGUUACGUGGUUUAUUGAUCAUAUAAUAAUUUUAUUCUCAUCUCAUCGAUGGCAACAAAUCAAUCAUUAAAGAUAUUAUAUAACACAAAUAUAUUUCCUACAAAUGUAAAAUUAUCU